This is a messenger RNA of Coregonus clupeaformis (lake whitefish), 1047 nucleotides long. RefSeq names its product protein PLANT CADMIUM RESISTANCE 4. The record is from RefSeq and is a predicted model, not a curated record. NCBI's taxonomy places the organism in Eukaryota, Metazoa, Chordata, Actinopteri, Salmoniformes, Salmonidae. The coding region runs from base 141 to 872 and encodes 243 amino acids. The transcript is spliced from 4 exons.
GGUGCACAUGUAAGAAUUUGUGGAUCUACAUAGCCUGUUUUUUUAAAGAAAAUAUUAUUUCUCUAUAAUAAAAAACUAUAAAAAUAAUCUACAAAUAAAUCUCAGCAUUCGAAAAGGUUGGAAAGGCAGGUCUGAUCACCAUGGCAGCAAACAUCAUAGUCAAUCAACAGGUGGCAGCACCUGCUAUGAAGGGCUGGAACACUGGCCUUUUUGACUGCUGUCAGGACAUGAAUUCCUGUUGCUAUGGUUUCUGGUGCUGUCCUUGCUUAGCCUGCUCCACCACGGGAGAGUUUGGAGAGAGUACUUGUCUGCCAUUACUGGACAUCAUUGGCCCUGCUUGCAUGGUUGCCUUUGGGGUGCCCAUCAUUGUGCCACCAGCAAGUCUGUCCAUGCGGGUUGCUGUACGCCACAAAUAUGGCAUUCAGAGUAGCCUCUGUGAGGACAUCAUGGCAUCCUGCUUCUGUGUCUGGUGCUCGUGGUGUCAGAUGGCCAGGGAGAUCAAAGAGCACAAGAAGAGCUGCCCUUUCAUACCCACCCAGCCUGUGGCCAUCCAAAUGCAGCCUCCAACCAUGACCACCUCAAAGGUGACGUACGCGACCAACCAACAGAGCUAUGUCAUGACUGGCCCACAGUCCCCCAACCAACAGAGCUACGUCAUGACCAGCCCACAGUCCUCCAGUAUGGCUGAGAUGCAACCUGGUAUGAUGGCAGGGCCCCCUGGCAUUGCCGGAGGGGCUCAUAUGAAUAUGGCAUCUGACCAACAUGCCGUGGCUUCUGCUCAUUAUGCCUGUAACCCUGCUGUCAUGAUGCCUGAUGAUAUGUCUAACCAUUUGGUUAACACCACUGUCUCCACCCAACCUUACAAAUGCUGAGCUCUACUGCUUCAUCUAAUCACUUUCUGAUAGCUGGCCUUGCUGUAAUGUUCACAGUCAAUGAAUGAAUUAGAUGAAUGAAAAUGUGUUUUUAUAUGAUUUAUAGACUGAGGUCUAUUUGAUGGUAAUGACCACUGCUCAUUGUCUUGACAUGUAAUAAAGUCAUUUAUUUUGA